This is a messenger RNA of Dunckerocampus dactyliophorus (ringed pipefish), 448 nucleotides long. Its product is annotated as small nuclear ribonucleoprotein F-like. Gene Ontology annotation, cellular component: catalytic step 2 spliceosome; U1 snRNP. The record is from RefSeq and is a predicted model, not a curated record. Gene Ontology annotation, molecular function: RNA binding. Lineage: Eukaryota; Metazoa; Chordata; Actinopteri; Syngnathiformes; Syngnathidae. Bases 39 to 299 code for a protein of 86 amino acids. The transcript has a single exon. Gene Ontology annotation, biological process: mRNA splicing, via spliceosome; spliceosomal snRNP assembly.
GCUAUUUUACGUCUAGAGAGUUCUAAUAAUGAGAGGGAAUGAGUUUACCACUGAACCCAAAGCCAUUCUUGAAUGGCCUGACAGGCAAGCCAGUGAUGGUGAAGCUCAAGUGGGGGAGGGAGUACAAAGGCUACCUGGUGUCUGUGGAUGGUUGCAUGAACAUGCAGCUGGCCAACACAGAAGAGUACGUGGAUGGCGCUUUAGCAGGCCACCUCGGUGAAGUCCUUAUCAGGUGCAAUAACGUCUUGUACAUCCGAGGCGUCGAAGAGGAGGAGGAGGACGGAGAAAUGAGAGAAUAAUUCCAGAGAGUUGAAAGUGUGCUUGUGUUUUCACGCGUGUAAAUGAAACCGCAUGAACGUUACUUUGUUGUUUUCUUCUUUUUUUGUACUUUUUCUUUGUUGCGAUGCAGGCACAAUAAAAAAAAAUAUUGUACUUAUUGUUCUAAUCA